Heterobilharzia americana is the source of this 1257-nucleotide messenger RNA. NCBI's taxonomy places the organism in Eukaryota, Metazoa, Platyhelminthes, Trematoda, Strigeidida, Schistosomatidae. The record is from the annotation of a GenBank genome assembly.
CCUGGAACCGUCCCGCAAGACCUAGAAGUGAGCGCGAAGAAAUCAAUCGCUUUACACUAGCUCGUUAAAAGAUAUUGGAUAUUGGACGUUAAAUGUCGUCCUUGAGGACGCGUUCGCUUAAAAGUAUAUCCCAAAUGCUGGGAUCUGAUUGAUUUUGGCUAUGGAGUUAGGGGCAUUUGAUAUAGACGCCAAAUUACUAGAGCAGUUUAGUGCACUUGGUACAACAGAUAAGGAAGAAUUGGUCAAUCAGCUCAGGGCGGUCAUUGGUAACGACUUACCGAAUGAAUCUUGCCGUUUUUUUCUAGAACUGGCCGAUUGGAACCUACAGCGAGCUAUUGGUGCUUAUUUCGAUUUCAGCUUCGAAGGAUCUCCAGCGGUGAAUUGCUCUCAUAGUAGCCCUCUUACAGACUGCAGCACAUUGGCGACUGUGGACAAUGUGCGCAUUGAUUCGGAAAAUCUAAUUGAUCGCAGGGAAUUCGAUGCGCGAAUAUGGCCAUCGCCAUAUGAUGCUUCAGAACUCGGAGAUGUCAUCAAAGUUACAAUAGAAAACUGUGGCGCUUGCACUUGGCCGGAAGGGACCUUUUUACGUUCUGAAUUGGACCAUACGGUUGCCAAACUGAAUAGUGUGUCUGUCGACGAUGGUCAAGUUCUCUGGCUUCCAAUCGGCGUAGAUGGCAGGAUACCUAUCCACCCACUACUACCAAAUCAGAUCGUAGAUCUGGUGUUAAAUGUUGCUCCUCCAAAUCUUCAGCUUAGUUAUCUGCAUCCAAUCGUCGGGGCAUUAUCCUUUUGUCUACCGAAUGGAGAGAGGUUCGGAGAAAUCCUGUACUGUACUGCUGUGCCUAGUUUGGGACACAUGACUUGGCGAUACCAAAGAGGCAUUCGGGGAAACAACAUGAGUACCGACCGAAAUAGUCCUAUGCUUCUGGAAGAUACUUGAAUUGCUGUCCAAUUGUAAGGAAACACAACUGUGAUAGACCGUGGUUCAACUUCAAACUUGUCGAUAUGUAUUUUUCUUGACUCCGAAGCCCAGGUAUUCAUGCCAACACUUAUUUUCAUUAUCGAAAUGAUUCCUUAUUGUGCAGAUAUAUAACUGAUUUGUGUUUUACUCAGCUUAACGUAGUUGAUACAAAUAUGAUAGCUGAUGCAUAAAUUCCAUAUAAAAUAUUCUUCAAAAAUAUCGCUGUUUUUGUUCUUAAUGUUUGUCUUCUCUACAGCGUGAUAAGUACGUUGUGAAAGAAAAAUUACUGAAGAUAU